Messenger RNA from Lipotes vexillifer (Yangtze River dolphin), 3907 nucleotides. RefSeq names its product myosin binding protein C1 (gene MYBPC1). The transcript is spliced from 31 exons. The record is from RefSeq and is a predicted model, not a curated record. NCBI's taxonomy places the organism in Eukaryota, Metazoa, Chordata, Mammalia, Artiodactyla, Lipotidae. Gene Ontology annotation, biological process: sarcomere organization. Gene Ontology annotation, molecular function: protein binding. Gene Ontology annotation, cellular component: M band. Bases 137 to 3589 code for a protein of 1150 amino acids.
AGGGAAUAUAAAAGCGCCAGACUUCUACCCAACUGCUUGUCACACUGACCUGUACCAUCUCUACUGCUCGUGGGGUUUCUGUCAACUAGUACUGGAAGGGAGCAAACUUGUUGGAGAAUAACAUUUUAUUGUGGCCAUGCCAGAACCCACUAAGAAAGAGGAAAAUGAAGUGCUGGCCCCAGCACCAGCUCCACCGCGGGAAGAACCGAAUAAAGAGAAGGAGGCCAGAACUUCACCAGCAAAAGAUGAAGAGGAAGCCUCCCCGCCUAGUGCCCUGCCUCCAGGUUCGGGUAGUCGGGCCCUGGAAAGAAAAGAUUCAGAAUGGUCUGUUGGUGAAUCACCAUCAGGGGAGGAGCAGGAUAAGCAGACUGCCAACAGUCAGCUGUCCACCCUGUUUGUGGAAAAGCCUCAAGGUGGAACAGUGAAAGUUGGUGGAAAUAUCACCUUUAUAGCCAAAGUCAAGGCUGAAGAUCUUCUUAGAAAGCCCACUAUCAAAUGGUUCAAAGGGAAAUGGAUGGACCUGGCCAGCAAAGCUGGGAAGCACCUCCAGCUGAAGGAAACCUUCGAAAGGCACAGUCGGGUGUACACAUUUGAGAUGCAGAUCAUCCAGGCUAAAGAGAACUAUGCAGGAAACUACAGAUGCGAGGUCACCUAUAAGGAUAAGUUUGACAGCUGUUCCUUCGAUCUUGAAGUACAUGAAUCUACUGGGACUACUCCAAACAUUGACAUCAGAUCUGCUUUCAAGAGAAGUGGAGAAGGUCAAGAGGAUGCAGGGGAACUUGACUUUAGUGGCCUCCUGAAACGUAGGGAGGUGAAACAGCAGGAGGAAGAACCUGAGAUAGACGUGUGGGAGCUGCUGAAGAAUGCGAAACCCAGCGAGUACGAGAAGAUCGCCUUCCAGUACGGCAUCACUGACCUGCGCGGGAUGCUCAAGCGGCUCAAGCGCAUGCGCAGAGUGGAAAAGAAGAGCGCAGCUUUUGCAAAAAUUCUCGAUCCUGCAUAUCAGGUUGAUAAAGGAGGCAGGGUAAGAUUUGCUGUGGAACUGGCGGAUCCAAAGUUGGAGGUGAAAUGGUAUAAAAAUGGUCAAGAAAUUCGACCCAGUACAAAAUACAUCUUUGAACAUAAAGGAUGUGAAAGAAUCAUGUUUAUCAAUAACUGUGUGCUAACAGAUGAUUCAGAGUAUUAUGUGACAGCUGGUGAUGAGAAAUGCUCCACUGAGCUCUUUGUGAGAGAGCCUCCAGUUAUAGUGACCAAACAGCUGGAAGAUACAAGAGCGUACUGUGGGGACAGAGUGGAAUUAGAAUGUGAGGUGUCUGAAGAUGAUGCCCAUGUAAAAUGGUUUAAGAAUGGUGAGGAAAUCAUCCCUGGUCCAAGAUCAAGACACUACAUUAAAGUUGAUGGCAAAAAACACAUUUUGGUCAUAGAAGAAGCAACAAAGGCUGAUAGUGCAGAAUAUUCUGUAAUGACAACAGGAGGACAGUCAUCCGCUAAACUUACUGUUGACUUAAAACCUCUGAAGAUACUGACGCCUCUGACUGAUCAGACUGUAAAUCUUGGAAAGGAAAUCUGCUUGAAGUGUGAAAUAUCUGAAAACUUAUCAGGAAAAUGGACUAAAAAUGGCCUCCCCAUUCAGGAGACUGACCGUCUAAAGAUUGUUCACAGGGGAAGAAUCCACAAAUUAGUGAUAGCCAAUGCUCUCGUUGAGGACGAAGGUGAUUAUGUAUUUGCACCAGAUGCCUACUCUGUUACUUUGCCUGCCAAAGUUCAUGUUAUUGAUCCUCCGAAGAUCAUACUGGAUGGUCUUGAUGCUGACAAUACAGUGACAGUAAUUGCAGGAAACAAGCUUCGUCUAGAGAUUCCCAUCAGUGGAGAACCACCUCCUAAAGCCAUUUGGAGCCGAGCAGAUAAGGCUGUUAUGGAGGGCAGUAGCCGAAUAAGAACUGAAAAUUACCCUGACAGCACCACUCUGGUUAUUGAUGUAGCAGAAAAAGAUGAUUCUGGUGUUUACCACAUAAAUCUGAAAAAUGAAGCUGGGGAAGCACAUGCAGCCAUCACGAUUAAAGUUGUGGAUGUCCCUGAUCCUCCAGUGGCGCCGAAUGUGACACAUGUGGGAGAUGAGUGGUGCAUCAUGAACUGGGAGCCUCCUCUCUAUGAUGGAGGGUCCCCAAUCUUAGGUUACUUCAUUGAGAGGAAAAAGAAGCAAAGCUCCAGGUGGAUGAGGCUGAAUUUUGAUCUCUGCAAAGAAACAACCUUUGAGCCCAAGAAUAUGAUUGAAGGUGUGGCCUACGAGGUCCGCAUCUUUGCCGUCAAUGCCGUUGGCCUCUCCAAGCCCAGUAUUCCCUCCAAACCUUUUGUUCCAUUGGCUGUAACCAGCCCACCUACUCUUUUGGCUGUUGACUCUGUAACUGACACCACUGUCACAAUGAAGUGGCGGCCCCCCGACCAGAUUGGUGCAGCAGGUUUAGAUGGCUAUGUGCUAGAGUAUUGCUUUGAAGGAACUGACAACUGGAUAGUUGCAAACACAGAGCUGAUCGAGAAGACCAAGUUCACCAUCACAGGUCUGCCAACGGAUGCAAGGAUCUUUGUGCGCGUGAAAGCUGUGAACGCUGCUGGUGCCAGCGAUCCCAAGUACUACUCUCAGCCCAUCCUUGUGAAAGAAAUCGUAGAGGCUCCAAAGAUUCGCAUCCCAAGGCACCUAAAGCAAACCUAUAUCCGCAGAGUUGGAGAAGCCAUCAAUCUGGUUAUACCUUUCCAGGGAAAACCAAGACCAGAAGUAACUUGGAAGAAAGAUGGUGCACCUAUUGAUAAGAAUCAGAUCAACAUUCGCAACUCUGAGACCGAUACAAUCAUAUUUAUCAGAAAAGCAGAGAGGAGCCAUUCUGGGAAAUAUGAUCUGCAGGUCAAAGUGGAAAAAUACGUGGAAACUGCAUCCAUUGAUAUCCAGGUUGUUGACCGUCCGGGUCCACCCCAAGUUGUGAAGAUCAACGAUGUCUGGGGAGAGAAUGUUGCUCUAUCAUGGAUACCACCAAAGGAUGAUGGAAAUACUGCCAUUACAGGGUACACGAUCCAAAAGGCCGACAAGAAGAGCAUGGAGUGGUUCACUGUCAUUGAGCAUUAUCACCGAACCAGUGCCACCAUUACUGAACUGGUUAUCGGAAAUGAGUAUUACUUCCGGGUCUUUGCUGAAAACAUGUGCGGCCUCAGUGAGGAUGCAACAAUGACAAAAGAGAGUGCCGUGAUUGCCAAGGAUGGUAAAAUCUACAAAAAUCCAGUGUAUGAAGACUUCAAUUUCACAGAGGCACCCAUGUUUACUCAGCCAUUGGUCAACACCUACGCUAUAGCUGGUUACAAUGCCACCCUGAACUGCAGUGUGAGAGGAAAUCCUAAGCCCAAAAUUACCUGGAUGAAAAACAAAGUUGCUAUUGUGGAUGACCCAAGAUACAGGAUGUUCAGCAACCAGGGAGUCUGUACUCUGGAGAUUCGAAAGCCCAGCCCCUAUGACGGAGGCACCUACAGCUGCAAGGCAGUCAAUGACCUUGGGACAAUGGAGAUUGAAUGCAAACUGGAGGUGAAAGUUGUAGCACAGUAAGGAUUUUUGAAUGUAUAUUAUCAUCUAAGGUGGUCUUUCCUUCUGCAGGCUCCUCUUGCAAGGUGUGCCUCCUAGCGUAAUUGAUUCAUACUUGCGAGACUUGCACUCAAGCAAUCCUGAGGAAUACUAAGGGCCUGGGCACUGCCGCUCUGCUCAUCACUGCUUUGAAAUCGGGUUGCAAUGAGAAAGCAUUUUCUGUUUUGCUCCCAGGCUCCCAAGUGUGGUUGUUUUCUUUCCUCCUGAUGUUGAAGAAAAAAAAAAAGAUGUUUGCACAGAUUGCUUAAUUAAAAAUUGCAAACAAAAUCUCAUUUGAAGUUA